Messenger RNA from Centrocercus urophasianus (Greater sage-grouse), 1745 nucleotides. RefSeq names its product vacuolar protein sorting-associated protein 41 homolog. Gene Ontology annotation, cellular component: HOPS complex; late endosome. Bases 54 to 1130 code for a protein of 358 amino acids. Gene Ontology annotation, molecular function: protein binding. Gene Ontology annotation, biological process: protein targeting to vacuole; cellular response to starvation; endosomal vesicle fusion. NCBI's taxonomy places the organism in Eukaryota, Metazoa, Chordata, Aves, Galliformes, Phasianidae. The transcript is spliced from 12 exons. The record is from RefSeq and is a predicted model, not a curated record.
UUAGUCGUUACUUGCCCAGACGGGAUCCAGUUUUGAAACCUCUUAUCUAUGAGAUGGUUCUGCAUGAGUUUUUGGAGAGUGACUAUGAGGGGUUUGCAACCCUGAUAAAAGAGUGGCCUGGAGACCUCUACAACAACACAAUCAUAGUUCAAGCUGUAGUAGAUCACCUGAAGAAAGAUCCACAAAACAGGACGUUGUUAAGAACCCUUGCAGAACUGUAUACGUAUGACCAGCGCUAUGGCAGAGCCCUAGAAAUUUACCUAACUCUCAGACACAAAGACGUCUUCCAGUUGAUCCACAAGCACAAUCUGUUCAGUUCCAUCAAAGAUAAAAUUGUUCUGCUCAUGGAUUUUGAUUCAGAGAAAGCAGUGGACGUGCUUUUGGAUAACGAAGAUAAAAUUUCCAUUGACAGAGUUGUUGAAGAGCUAGAAAACAGACCUGAACUACAGCAUGUGUAUUUGCACAAGCUUUUCAAAAGAGACCACCAUAAAGGACAGCGGUAUCAUGAAAAACAGAUCAGUCUUUAUGCUGAAUAUGAUCGUCCAAAUUUACUGCCAUUUCUCAGAGACAGCACACACUGCCCACUAGAGAAGGCUCUAGAGAUCUGCCAACAGAGAAACUUUGUAGAAGAGACAGUUUAUCUUCUGAGCAGAAUGGGGAACAGCCGCAGUGCUUUGAAGAUGAUAAUGGAAGAACUGCAAGAUGUAGAUAAAGCUAUUGAAUUUGCCAAGGAACAAGAUGAUGGAGAACUUUGGGAAGACCUCAUUUUGUAUUCUGUUGACAAACCACCUUUUAUUACUGCUUUGUUGAACAAUAUUGGUACUCAUGUUGACCCCAUUCUUUUGAUUCAUCGUAUUAAGGAAGGCAUGGAGAUUCCUAAUCUGAGAGACUCACUAGUGAAAAUUCUUCAGGACUACAACUUGCAGAGGAAAAUAUCUGUGAAUCAUGCCUGUCUCCAAUACUUCCUGCAGAUGCAUCCAAGUCCUUCAACGUGGUGGUGUUCCACUGCAGACACGUUUCACAAAGAAUGUCUCCCAGUAUCUAACACAGUAUCUUCAGUCCAGUUCUGCAACAUAUGCAGUGCCAAACACAGAGGACCAGGAAGUGCAAUCCUGGAGAUGAAGAAAUAGCAGUCCCCUAGCUCUCCAUACCAGUCUGUGACACCAAGCCUGUUAGGAGGCACUGUAGUUUCUGUUAGUCAUCAUUUCUGUAAAUAAUUCUGAAUGUGAUUCAAAACUGAUUUCUGUAAGUUAUCCACAUGCUGGAAAGGGAAAAUGUGAAAAUCUUUGCUUAGUAGCGCUUUGUUACACAAUUCGUACUUCGCUGUUCCUGUGCUCAGCUUAUUCUUAACUGUGGAACUGAGAAGGAAAAUAAAAAGACAGGAAAACAGUCUGAAGAUUUAAGUGUUUCACAGACUGGCAACGUAUCACGGUCGUGUAAAGAAAAAUUAAUGAAUUUGAAUUCUUACUAGCAAACUUGAGAUCCAUGAGGAAUCUGACUUCUUGAUGUGGGAUUACUUGAGCGUUUGAAGGUGCUGGUGUUCUGAAUUACAUAUUAGAUUGACAAACUUGUUAAAUUUUAAUUCCAUUCUUCCAGAUCGUACCUCACUUGUGUGACUACACAUUCAUAGUUUGUUAGAAAAUGGUCACUUUCUCAGUCUUCACAGUGCAGCUAGGUUUGUGCCAUGUUGAACCCAUGCAGAGACUUUUAAGUGUUAGCAGCAGACCUUAAUACUUAUAAAAUAA